Molecule: messenger RNA, 1550 nt
Organism: Lineus longissimus
Lineage: Eukaryota; Metazoa; Nemertea; Pilidiophora; Heteronemertea; Lineidae
Exons: 9
Coding region: 124-1305 (393 amino acids)
Source: RefSeq, a predicted model, not a curated record
UUUCACUGGAUACAGGAAGCAGGUGCCCGUUUUGCCGAAAUAAAAUCGAUUAUUGAAGCGUGAAAGAAAUCUUGAUGCUUGUUUGAUGAGUUUCACUUGAUCAGUGAGGGUGCCGUCAUCACGAUGGCGGACGAACAUAAAUCGGCAUCGGCAGAACAUAGCAGAACAUCGAUCAAUGUGACGAUACCAAAACAGCCAUCGCAGCCGCCGAGUGAAGAUCCCUCUCCGCGAAUAAACUAUGGUGAAGCCAGUGGAAGUGGUAGCACUAAAAGUCCAAUUCUUUCAGACAGAGACGUGAGUCGAAUAAUAGCAGCUCGGAUGAUCGAACGAUGCUGGAUGUCAUACAGAGAUAAACAGAUGUUCAAACUGCUGAAGCAUGCUGUUUGUGCAGCAGAACACUCACUCACUUACGAAAUCCUACGGAAAGUAGCGCCAAGAGAAGCAGAAUUCUUCAAGGACCCGAGCUGUAAGAUCAGAGUAAGAUUCAGGUUUGGUGGAUAUGAAUUCCCUCCGGAAAUCUAUUUCAAGAUCUACUCGCACACAGAUGGCAAGGGGAUAACAUAUAUUAGUGGAAAACGGGUUAUAAAGGCAGGGACAGAGGCUGCAAGGGAUGCGUGCGACCUCAUGGGCCAUCGGAAGUUCCUAGAUCAGGUCAUUCAAGAUACUAUACACCAUGAACAGUUCAAAGUGACGGACGAAAUAGACGUCACGACGAUGAAAGAUUAUAUGCAGUACUUGAGCCAUUUAGAUGAGACCCCAGCUGAAAUGGGUGGAAGGGAUAACACGUGGAGGAAAUUGACAUUAGGAGUCUUGCCAAGAACUACCAUAUUCUAUGAUUUAGUGGACUAUGCGUACAGCAAACGAUUAACACCUAGGUUGAAAAGAGAGAUUCCACAUUUGGCUGCUCGGCCGGUUACUCAGGAAGUACAACACGAACACAUCAGAAUCAUAUCUCGGUUAAGAUCUCCAAUACAAAUGGACGUGCCACUGCCGACUCCCAAAUCAAAAUCCGGGGGGAGUCGGUUGAGUCAGACUUCUAGUCGGAGAUCAAAACAAGCGAGGAUGAAAGCCAUGAAGAUGAGGAAGAUGUACGGUCUGGAGAAAGAUGAGAACACGCCAGCGCCACCGGGAACAAGGGAAGUGACGUUUCUCACUGACGCCGACGACAAAAUUGACGAGUAUGAUUUCGGUGGGAGUGAUGAGGAUUGGGAAGAGGAGGAAGCAAAAGAACUGUAUCAAUGGGCUCAGAAGUUACAAUAUGAUGAUGUCAUUGCGACACCCCGAUUACCUACGAGCAAUAAUUGAACGUCUAUCAAAAUAAAAGUGAGGAGAAACAAAUGAAGUGAAGUUCUUUGUUGGACUCGGUGUUGAAACUGGAUAUGGAAUAUUUUUAAGACACUGGGUGUGGGAUGGGAGGGGGAGGGGAGGUGUGAUUCAUUGGAUACCUCAUGAUGUGAUGUGACAUGCUACCGAUGCCGUCCAACGCGUUAUGCGUAACAAUAUCUGUAUAUAGAAAUGUAAAUAUGUGAAUAAGUAAAUUAUUCUUAAUA